CCGCGGCAUGUACAUCAGGGAGGAACGUCCUCGUGGAGCUGGCACCAGGUUGAUAGCAUUAGUACCGAGAGUAUAUAAGCGUUGGUUAUAAAUUAUUAUACUCUUGUCAGUACUUGUAGACUCUACGUGCAGCUGCGGAGGACGUGAACGACAAACAUCGCCACUCAGUGUGUUGUGGUAUCGCUGUUCAAGCCUCAGUCUCAGCCUGGCCAGGGUUCGGAACUUCCAUCGACUAGCGACAUCAAAGACAUCACAACAGUGUUCGUGUCUUAUUCUCGGUUCACUAUGGCUGACGUCAACCCCGUGCAGGACAGCGAUUUCGACAAGCUGUUCGAGUUGGAAGCCAACAAGGAGGCAGCGGACGGCUGGUCUCACCAUGCCAGCGGCGAUGGCUUCGAGACGUGGGUGCGCAGGAGAGACGACGACAGAAUGAACAUGGUUAAGAUGUACUACCACAUAAAAGGUGUGACAAGAGACCAGUUAUGUGACGUGAUGUUCGAUCCAGCUCUACGUUUGCGUUUCGAUGGCGCAUUCAAGGAAUAUCGCUUCGUCAAGGAAUUCCCGGACCACAAGAUAUUGUACAUGCGCUGUCCCAUGAAUGCUCCGUUCGUGUCGGAUCGGGAUUUCGUCGUCACUCACACGCGCCGCCGAACUGCCACGGAGGUCGCCGUGAUCAAUAGGCAUAUCGAGACAGAUCUAGUACCACUGGUGUCCGGCCUUGUGAGAGGUGAUACCCUGUGUGCAAGCUUCAUUGUCCGCGACGCAGAAGGCGAUGAAAGUGCAGCUACCAUGUGCCAAAUUAUUCAAGUAGACUACAAGAUUAGCAUGCCGGCAAGUGUCAUCAACUCUAAAAUCGCCUCCAAUCCCCCUAAAUUCGUCAAAUGUAUUCAAGAUUUCAUAACAAAUGUUUACAAAGCAGAACUGACAGCCGAUAAUUCCUGAGUGACCAAUGAACCAGCUGUUUGUGUUCUCAUGGUGACCGACUGUAGACUAGUGCAGUGACCAUGGUGAUCGUGACUGAUCUGGUAGACUCUAUAGCGUCUUUUGUUCUCUUCUGCAGUCAUGGAGAGAAUUUUUCUCUUAUCCCACUGUUUAAUUUAACUUUUAAAGAUAACCGCUUCUUCCCUGUCCGGGAAUUCGCCUCCCGUGUACAUGUUCUGUACCACCAUUUGCUGCUGCUAUGUCAUUUCAUUCUAGCAUUGUAUUCAUUUAUUCUACCUUUCUAGUAACCACCAAUUCAGUGAGUUUUAACCCUUUCAGCACCACUAAG
Sycon ciliatum is the source of this 1270-nucleotide messenger RNA. RefSeq lists its product as uncharacterized. The transcript is spliced from 6 exons. Bases 286 to 942 code for a protein of 218 amino acids. Lineage: Eukaryota; Metazoa; Porifera; Calcarea; Leucosolenida; Sycettidae. The record is from RefSeq and is a predicted model, not a curated record. Gene Ontology annotation, molecular function: lipid binding.